UAUCAAAAGUAUUCUAAAGACAUUUUAAUGGCUUCUUCUUCCUACUGCUUUAGCGUCCUGUCUCUGGUUGUUCUGUUACCAUUUCUCUUACACUCUGCUUCGGCCACAAGUUACAUUGAUGCCAUAUGCCAAAAAUUCAGAGGGGACAAAGCCUUCUGCGUCAAAACCUUGAGUGCAUACCCUCCUGCUGCCUCAGCCACCAGCCCGCUCCAAGCGGCUGUGGCCACGCUUAACCUAGGAUCGUCUUAUGCCAGUAAGACUGCGGAUUUUACGGGUAAAGCGGCAAAGGCGGAUCCGAAGUUGAUGAAGGAUUUGGCGGCUUGUCAAAACGAAUUUGUGGUCAUUCAAAGGUCUCUCAAGAGUGCUUCCUCGGAAGUCAAGGAAGAUCCAGAGAGUGCAAACUAUGACGUCAUGCUUUGUUUCGACAGCACAACGUCGGUGAAGAAUUUGGUCGGAAAGAAUACAGACCAGGCUUCCAAGACUGUCAUAACGAUGACAUUGAUGAUGGAGAAAUUUAUUGGUCUCGGCCUUGGAGCCACCGAAACUCUUGGAGGUUAAAGACGACGAUCAGAAGGUUUACUCUGGUCAAAGGUUUUGGUUAUUUGAUUUUAAGGAAUGAAAAUGUUUUGGUUUAUCUUUAACAAAAAGAAGAAAAGAAAUGUUUUUUUUUUAUAUGAUGAUCUAUAAAUCUCUUCUUUGAAUUGGAACA
Molecule: messenger RNA, 709 nt
Organism: Capsella rubella
Lineage: Eukaryota; Viridiplantae; Streptophyta; Magnoliopsida; Brassicales; Brassicaceae
Exons: 2
Coding region: 28-558 (176 amino acids)
Molecular function (GO): enzyme inhibitor activity
Source: RefSeq, a predicted model, not a curated record